Molecule: messenger RNA, 3455 nt
Organism: Talpa occidentalis (Iberian mole)
Lineage: Eukaryota; Metazoa; Chordata; Mammalia; Eulipotyphla; Talpidae
Gene: NTNG1
Product: netrin G1
Exons: 8
Coding region: 797-2413 (538 amino acids)
Molecular function (GO): cell-cell adhesion mediator activity
Source: RefSeq, a predicted model, not a curated record
GGCGCGGAGCGGAGCCGGCGAGCCGGCGCCGGGCUGGGAGACCUCCCGAAGCUGGGAUUUCAUUAUUAAUAUCACUAUAUUUUUGGAGGGAGAGGCACCUUUCUCAUCCUUCUUGCUCUCCGCCCACCCCUGCUCCCUCCCUCUCAUCUACCUGUCAAAGUCACUGAUCUUUUGCAUUUCCGAAGAGGACGUCAACGGGAAGGAAUUCCCCCUCUUGGUUUGGCCUCCGAGAGGGGGCGACGCGCGGGAGGGUCCCCCCCAGGGGCCGCGGGCGAAGGGUGUCGGUGUCAGAAGAAAAGAAUGAUUGAUGGGAAACAGACACCAGGCUACAGACUCUCAUCCUUUUGCGUCGGAGGCUGAUAUGUCACUGCUUGUGAGCAUCCCCUGUAAGCUGUGAACAUUGAGGAUCACCCAGGGUUAUUGGAUGUACAAGGGGAGAGCCAUCACUUUGCUAAAUCAUUACCUGCUACUGGACACCUUUCACAAAAUCCAAACUAGACUCGAGUCUAAUAGACAUGUUCUAGGACAACGAAAAAGCUACAAGUUGUCACUGCCUCAUACCCAAGAAGCAUGUUUGGCUUCCACCAAAGUCCUUAAUGUACCUGAAGGCACACGCUGUCUACCCACUUUACUUUUAGUUUUGGAACCUGCUUUGAGGGCUUAUCUUCUCUCCUUCACUCUCUCUUAAUAUACAGACCUACCUUCAUAGAGACGUAUAUGUAUAUAUAAAAUAGACAUAGAUCUCAGAUAAGCAAACCCUGCUUCAGCUCCCACGAAGAUUGCCAAGAAUUUAGAGAUGUAUUUGUCAAGAUUCCUAUCAAUUCAUGCCCUUUGGGUUACAGUGUCCUCGGUGAUGCAGCCCUACCCUCUGGUGUGGGGACAUUAUGACGUGUGUAAGACUCAGAUUUACACAGAAGAAGGGAAAGUUUGGGAUUACAUGGCCUGUCAGCCGGAAUCCACAGACAUGACAAGGUAUCUGAAAGUGAAACUGGAUCCUCCAGACAUUACCUGUGGAGACCCUCCUGAGACUUUCUGUGCAAUGGGCAACCCCUACAUGUGCAAUAAUGAGUGUGAUGCCAGUACCCCUGAGUUGGCACAUCCCCCUGAGCUGAUGUUUGAUUUUGAAGGAAGACAUCCCUCUACAUUUUGGCAGUCUGCUACGUGGAAGGAAUAUCCCAAGCCUCUCCAAGUUAACAUCACUCUGUCUUGGAGUAAAACCAUUGAGCUCACAGACAACAUAGUUAUUACCUUUGAAUCGGGGCGUCCAGACCAAAUGAUCCUGGAGAAAUCUCUUGAUUAUGGACGAACAUGGCAGCCCUAUCAGUAUUAUGCCACAGAUUGCUUAGAUGCUUUUCACAUGGACCCUAAAUCCGUGAAGGAUUUAUCACAGCACACGGUUUUAGAAAUCAUUUGCACCGAAGAGUACUCCACAGGGUACAUGACAAAUAGCAAAAUAAUCCACUUUGAAAUCAAAGACAGGUUCGCGUUUUUUGCUGGACCUUGGCUACGCAAUAUGGCUUCCCUCUAUGGCCAGCUGGAUACAACCAAGAAACUCAGAGAUUUCUUUACAGUCACAGACCUGAGGAUAAGGCUUUUGAGACCAGCCGUCGGGGAAAUAUUUGUAGAUGAGCUACACUUGGCACGCUACUUUUACGCAAUUUCAGACAUAAAGGUGCAUGGAAGGUGCAAGUGUAACCUCCAUGCCACUGUGUGUGUGUAUGACAACAGCAAAUUGACCUGUGAAUGUGAACACAACACUACAGGUCCAGACUGUGGGAAAUGCAAGAAGAAUUAUCAGGGCCGACCUUGGAGUGCAGGCUCGUAUCUCCCCAUCCCCAAAGGCACUGCAAAUACCUGUAUCCCCAGUAUUUCCAGUAUCGGUAAUUGUGAAUGCUUCGGCCACUCCAAUCGAUGCAGUUAUAUCGAUCUGCUAAAUACAGUCAUUUGCGUGAGCUGUAAGCACAACACUAGAGGGCAGCACUGUGAGUUAUGCAGGCUGGGCUACUUCAGAAAUGCUUCUGCACAGCUGGACGAUGAGAAUGUAUGCAUAGAGUGUUAUUGUGACCCUUUGGGCUCAGUCCAUGGUCGUUGUAAUGGCUCAGGAUUUUGUGAGUGUAAGACUGGAACAACAGGGCCUAAGUGUAAUAAGUGUCUGCCGGGAAAUUCCUGGCACUACGGCUGUCAACCGAAUGUCUGUGACAACGAGCUUCUGCACUGUCAGAACGGAGGCACCUGCCAUAACAACCUGCGCUGCCUGUGCCCAGCCGCGUACACUGGCAUCCUGUGCGAGAAGCUUCGCUGUGAGGAGGCUGGCAGCUGCGGCAAGUCGGGCCAGGCCGCGCCCCCGAGGGGCCCCUGGGCGCUGCUGCUGCUGAGCGCCCUGCUGGGGACCUCCAGCCCCCUGGUGUUCUAGGCCCGCAUCCCGCCACCGGACCGGCCCGUGCCAUGGGGAAGCCAGCACCACCCAAGCAUUUGCUACUAACCUAGGAAACACACAUAGACACCCCCACUCAGACACAGUGUAUAAACUAAGAAGGCCUAACUGAACUAAGCCAUAUUUAUCAGCCGUCGACAGCACAUCCGAGUCAAGACUGUUAAUUUCUGACUCCAGAGGAGUUGGCAGCUGUUGAUAUUAUCACUGCAAAUCACAUGGCCAGCUGCAGAGCUUAUUGCUGAUGGGAAAGGCUGUGGCAGCCCCCCACCCACAGGAAAGACAAAAGCGAACAAACAAAUCAACCAACCUAAAAAAAAAAAUUGCUACUCCACGUGGUGCGUGCCCCAGCACCGUGGCCCAGUGUGUGGACCCACCAAAUAGAAGCAUCCUUUGCUGGCCGUGCGUUGUGGGUAUAAGGAAAUCUGUUACAAGCUGCCAUAUUGGCCUGCUUCAGUCCCUGAAUCCCUUCCAACCUGUGCUUUAGUGAACGUUGCUCUGUAACCCUUGUUGGUUGAAAGAUUUCUUUGUCUGAUGUUAGUAAUGCACAUGUGUAACAGCCCCCUCCAGAAGCUCCAGCCAGUCAUACCCCCGUAUAUCUUAGCAGCACAGAGUCAUCCCGGUGGAGCAAACAUCCACUGUCCAGAGUGGCUAUAGGAAAAAAAAAAAAAAAAGAAAAAAAAAAAGAAAGUGUAUCUAUCCUUUUGUAUUCAAAUGAAGUUAUUUUUCUUGAAAUACUGUAAGAUGUAGAUUUUUUGUAUUCUUGCCAAUUUGUGUUACCAGACAAUCUGUUGAUGUAUCUAAUUCAAAUCAGCAAAGACUGACAUUUUCUUUUGUCCUUUUUCGUUCUGUUUUGUUUUCAUUGUGCAGAGAUUUCUCUGUAAGGGCAACGAACGUGCUGGCAUCAAAGAAUAUCAGUUUACAUAUAUAACAAGUGUAAUAAGAUUCCACCAAAGGACAUUCUAAGUGUUUUCUUGUUGCUUUAACACUGGAAGAUUUAAAGAAUAAAAAUUCCUGCAUAAAC